AUGGCGUCCCACAGACAUGUCUCAUUCGCUUCAGAAUUUGAAGAGGCCUCAUCACCCUCUGAGGGAACAAGUUGCUCUGACCCGUCAAGAGACACAAAUUUCGCAAGCCCUAUAGCUCACGCUGCACAUCUUGCCGUGGCUACCUCUUCUCCAUCACGAGAAAUUGCAAUUCCUGAUUUGCUGCCCUCACAAUCAUUUGUCUGCCCACCUGACAGUCAACCUAUCCUUUGUCCAUUACCUCGAUCGGCGCACAAUCCAUACUUCAUGGCUCAAAACGAUCAGGCAGAAGCAACAGCAGCUGCUUCUGCUACUUCUGCCACACGGGACACUGCCAGAUCUGUUCAGAUACCGCAAGCUUUCGCAGGACUAGUUGCACAGCUGCCACUCCCGGUUGAUCGGCCUGCAUUGUCUGAUAUGCCACACUCCCCGAGCUCCAAUGCCCAAACCGAACAGCCGUCAGCAGCCUUCACAAUGGAGGACUUCUCUUCUCCUCCACCUCAACCAUCGUCACAAACCCCUGAUGACUCAGUAACCAUGCCUCCCUUUGUACACUACAUGAGCUCCCACGCUCCAGGUGGACAGUCAUCAGUACUUGAUUACGAUGAAAUUAUCACCAACCCUGUCUAUCCCUCCUCAUUACCACCUGCCAGCACAGCCAGGCUUACAAUGCAACAGCAUAUAACCCCCCACUCUGCCUUUGGGCAGAUGACAAUUUCUUACGACGAAUCUCUUACAACGCCUGCACUCUCACUAGCACCGGGCCUUGCCAGCCAAAGAAGCCAUACUCAGAUGCAAGCUCCACCAGGCUUUGGCCACGGGGGAGGAUACCCACGAGCGGCAUCCUCUAGUACUUCUGGCUUUGGAAACUAUGGUACGCGCCCAGCGACCCGGUCAACCAACCCAAGAGAUCUGCCUACGUGGCGACUUUCACGUCAAUCAGAAUCCAGUUCUGCAUUAGACAGCGCUGCCACAAGAUCAACCCCCUUUCAAUCCCUUCAGCCAUCAACAGCCUCGCAUUCCUCGAACGCCAGCAAUCCUCUUGACAACGUACCGAACAGUACCCCAACGUCCCAGCCCUCGUCCGAAAAUCGAACCCUGACUACGACGUCCAAUUCUUCUACGCCCACACCAUUUGACCUCGUAAAUAGUCAGCACGGAGUUGACCAACUUGAGGUUAACAAGAUGCUUGCAUCAACGUAUGCGGAAACAUAUGCUCAUAGCGUCCACGAUUGGUGUUUGCAUCUGUCGAGGAUAGCUGAUUCGACACCGGUUCCUUCUGUUCACGAUACCAUCCGACUGAUGGGUAUAGACCAGUACAAAAUUGGAAAUCUUAGGAAGAAAUUUGUCUGCCCAACUGUCAGCCAUGACAGAAAGUCAAUCCACGCUGGCCAGGGGGUGUUGAAGUGCUACCUACAAGUGCUUUUUGCAAGGACCAACCUGGUGGCUGCUGUUUCGAAUGUUCCAGGCUUGGUGACCCUUUGUAAACACUUGGCCAAUAACCCUGACUCCCUCGCCCCGCAUGAGUGGAAUGACUGGGAUGUAAUCAUUAAGAUCCAUACAGGGGAAGGGAUUAGGGAGAUCUCAGAAAAGUAUGAAGAGAGAUAA
Molecule: messenger RNA, 1605 nt
Organism: Amorphotheca resinae ATCC 22711
Lineage: Eukaryota; Fungi; Ascomycota; Leotiomycetes; Helotiales; Amorphothecaceae
Exons: 1
Coding region: 1-1605 (534 amino acids)
Source: RefSeq, a predicted model, not a curated record